This is a messenger RNA of Prorocentrum cordatum, 813 nucleotides long. NCBI's taxonomy places the organism in Eukaryota, Dinophyceae, Prorocentrales, Prorocentraceae. The record is from the annotation of a GenBank genome assembly.
AUGACGAUCACCGAUGACAUGCUGUGCGCGCAGGGCUCAAACGCUGGGGAGGUAACCGAUAUCUGUCAGGGAGACAGCGGAGGGCCGAUUGUCUGCGAAUCAGGCGGCAGCUACUUCCUUCACGGCGUCGUGUCGUGGGGAGCUGCUUCUUGUGGCGUGGAAAAUUUCCCUGGAGUUUGGAGUCGGAUCACUUAUGGACGCGAGUGGAUGGACGGGGUGAUGGGGGACUGGACGGUGCCCCCGACGCCAUCGCCCGCACCGACGGCUGCGCCGACAGCUGCGCCGACCGUUUCCCCAACAGCAGCACCGACUGCUGUGCCGACGGCAGCGCCGACGAUGGCGCCAACCGCAUCCCCUACAGAUGCACCGACAGCCGCGCCGAGUGCAGCACCUACAGCUGCACCGACCGCUUCCCCAACGGCUGCACCGACAGCUGCGCCGAGCGCAGCACCGACAGCUGCACCGACCGCUUCCCCAACGGCCGCUCCGACAGCUGUGCCGAGUGCAGCACCAACGGAGGCACCGACCGCUUCCCCAACGGCUGCACCAACAGCUGCGCCGACUCUUGCGCCGACUUCUUCGCCGACCGCUGCGCCGACGCCCAGUUCUGUGCACAUGUGGGCGGCCAUUUCGGGCCCGUGCACGUUGGACGGCGCCUGUGUGCAGAAGCCCGAACUAUCCUCAGUACUACAGCAACAGCCAGGCUUGCACGAUCGAGAUCAACGCGGCGAACGCAGCACCGAUAGUUGUGGAGUACUUCAAUGUGGAGUCGUACUUCGACUACCUCCUCAUCGACGGCUGGAAGACCUUUAG